AUGCUUGCCGACGGCUCGCCCGAGGCCAUCCUCCUCAUGGCCGAGGACGACGAGAUCCCCGAGGGCGCGCCGCUGCUCGAGUCGCUGCUCCAGUGCGCCGCCUCGCUCCUCGACGCGGCGGGCGGCCUGCUCGCCUCGCCCGAGCACGCGCACGAGCGAGAGGCCCUGCUGGCCGCCUUCUCUCAGCAGGCGGUCGGAGCGCUGCACCAGCUCGUCGCCGGAAGGCCGGUGGCGCUGCGCUCGCUUGUGAGGAUUGCCGCGCACCUGCCUGCCAACCACGUCCCCCUCUACACCGACACGCUGCGCGACAUCGCCUCCCAGCGCGACGACGCGCCGGCGACCGUCCUCCGGCCGCUGCUGCAGUGCGCCGUCUCGUGGAACCUCGACGCGGCGGUGCUCGCCGCCGUCGUCGCCGCGCUCGCGCCGAGCGCGGCGGCGGCAGGUGCGGGCGCCAAGCGCGGCCGCAAGGGCGGCGGCGCCAAGGCGUCCAGCAGUGGCGACGCGGCCGCCGAGCUCUCGCCCGCACUCGCGCUGCGCGUGCUCUGGUCAUGGCUCGAGAACGCCUCGACGCGCGACGCGCUGCUCACGCGCACGCCGCCCGAGCAGCUGGCGGCACUGCGCGACGCGCUCUCCGCGACGGCGGAGGCGGAGGCGCUGGCCGAGGCGCGGCGGGCCGUCUACGACAUCAUGCGCGGGCAGCUGCUGCUCUCGGUGCUGCUCGCCGAGGGGUCCGCGCUGGGCAUCUACGACGCGAGCCUCGCCUCGGCGGUGGCAGCGUGCGUGGAGGGCGCGCUGCGGCUGGCGGCCGACGCGGGCGGCGGCGGCGAGCUGUACACCGGCCCGCUCGGCCAGCUGCUGCCCCACGCCGCCAAGCUGUCCUACCAGCUCGUGCUGGCGGUGCACCAGCACGCCGCCUCGGACGUUGCCCCGCUGCUCGGCGCGCUGCUCCGCUUCGUCGCGUCUUGCACGCUCGACGUCCUCAUUCGGUCGCCCGUGUGUGAAGCGUCCCUCAAGCGUUGCGCCGCCGAGCUCGCCGCCGAGGCAGCCGCAGCCGAGGCGCCGGCGUCGCCCUCCAGGCUAGGGGCGGCCGUGCCAAGCUUCGCCCAGGCGAGCGGGCGGCUCGCCCGGGCGCUUGGCUGA
This is a messenger RNA of Emiliania huxleyi CCMP1516, 1140 nucleotides long. RefSeq lists its product as hypothetical. Bases 1 to 1140 code for a protein of 379 amino acids. Lineage: Eukaryota; Haptophyta; Isochrysidales; Noelaerhabdaceae. The record is from RefSeq and is a predicted model, not a curated record. The transcript is spliced from 6 exons.